AUGUCUCGUCACUACUCACGACAAGAAAAGGAAAAGUGGGUGGAGGAGCCUAGGCCACCCCCAAAAAGACCUCCGGUUCGCAUACCGGAGAGCAAUAACGAGAGUCUUAUAGCUGCUAAUCGCCUCACCAUUAUAGGAAGGGUUACGAACCCUCAAGUCCAACGACCACGUGCUGUGGUGGACUUCUUACCCCAAGUCUGGCACCUUGAAGGAAGGGUGAACGGUCGAGAUCUGGGAGCUGACAAAUUUCAGUUCAAGUUCGAAACUGAAGAAGAACUGGCCACUAUCCUUCACAACGGACCAUAUCACUACAAGAAAUGGAUGCUCCUCAUUCAGAGAUGGGAGCCGGUGGUCUCAGACCAGUUCCCUUCGACUAUAAGCUUUUGGGUCAAUAUAAUUGGCAUUCCACUCCAUUUCUGGAACGAUAAGACAGUGGAUACAAUUGAGGACGCCUUGGGAAACUAUCCAGUGCGUGAUAUUGAGGGAGCUAGGCUCAGAAUGGAUGCUAAUGGUCUGCUCCCACUGGAAAUGACCUUGGAUAUCGAACUACCCUCAGGGGAUGUUACCGAAGUUGAGCUGGAAUAUUUGAAGCUGGAGAAGCAUUGCUUUCAGUGCUAUUCUCUACUCCAUGAAAAAGAUGAUUGCCCUUUGUUGGUAAGAGGGGCACAACGUAUGCUACCUCGGAAGAUGGGCAUCAACCAACGUAAUGCCUUGAUGAGGAUUGAGGCUAAUAAAAGAUGCCACGAUGAGAGGUGUGGGUACUCGAGGAUCGCGGACACUCGUAGGUCUGUCGUUUCAGAUCAACAUCGUAGAGCUCCUUCCGCCUACGAAGGACGCAGAACAGAGCCUGAUAGAGCUCGAUCUAGGGUCUCUCACUCCCAUGGUGGAUCAAGAGGAUAUCACUCAGAUCGUAGAACCCGUGAAUACUCAGACCGCAGAGCUCACGAACACCCAGACCAGUCUAGAGAUCGCUCGGAGUAUGUUUACAGACCCCGAGAGAUAACUUCUGCAGGACGUAAAGAUACCGACGUGUCUGGAUCGUUGGGAAGGAACCUGGGCACUAGACUUUCGGGACUGGAGAACGCUGCCAACCAAGUAGCACCUAACGGGUCUCAAGCAUCCCAUACCCCGCCACGACCAGUGGAGCAACCUCAAGACACUACAGCAAACAGUGGCAGCUCUAAGGAAAGGCGAUCAGCCCUUGAACGUAUCUCGGAGCCCAGGCCUCCUGCGUUAGCUCGACUUGGCGUUACCUCAAGUAAUGAUUCAGUACGACUUCAAGAUGUCGAAAUAGAGUUUCUAGGGGACGAAGAUCAGGAGAUCUUAACCCGCCGCCUCUCCCAAACUUCUACUGGAUUUGAAAUGAUCCAAAUUGCUCAGAAUGUCCCUGCGAUAACGGGCGGAGUACCUACUGCUCAGAGCGAGGAAAGCCCUGAAGACUUAGCUCCUAACAGAAUCCACCCUUCUCUACGGCUUGGAGCUCGAGUGGCCUCCCCAGGUGGGGGAAAAAGGAAGGCUCCAGCGAGUUCGACUGCAGCAAAAGCAACAGGGAAGCGAAAGGUCACCAAGCCACCAGCGCCAAAGAGGAUUCCACGUAGCCCUUGUCAUGGGGUUAGCCUGAGAAAAGUGAAUGUGGCUCGUUCUUUAAACCCACCACGCAAGAAACUAUGUCUGGAUAAGGCGCAGGCGGGACCUAGCAAGACUACUAUGCAGACAAGAAGUUCCAAUACGGUGCAGAUACCGGCAAAUAGGAGAAAGGAGGGGGAUUUUCAAUCCCCUCUUCCUCCGCUUCCUUAG
Molecule: messenger RNA, 1797 nt
Organism: Brassica oleracea var. oleracea
Lineage: Eukaryota; Viridiplantae; Streptophyta; Magnoliopsida; Brassicales; Brassicaceae
Exons: 1
Coding region: 1-1797 (598 amino acids)
Source: RefSeq, a predicted model, not a curated record